This is a messenger RNA of Arabis nemorensis, 576 nucleotides long. The record is from the annotation of a GenBank genome assembly. NCBI's taxonomy places the organism in Eukaryota, Viridiplantae, Streptophyta, Magnoliopsida, Brassicales, Brassicaceae.
AUGACGAAUCCCGACAAUCGGAAUUCCGACGUCGAGGCGGCGGAUACAACGGAGAAGAAGGCGGCGGAGACGACGGAGACUGGAACAACACCGUCGUCGUUUUCAGCGAUUACUCAGAGAUGGAAGAGAGAUGAUUUGAUAAAAAAAGCAUCUCCGAUUAUGAGAGGAUUAGGUCUUUUGUUCUCUCUUCUUACAUUCAUAAUCAUGGUUUCGAACAAACAUGGAUACGGUCGAAACUUCGACGACUACGAAGAGUACAGAUAUGUAUUGGCGAUUGCGAUUAUCUCAACGUUAUACACUGCGUUGCAAACUUUUGUACAUUUCUCAAAAAGAGAGUUUUUAGAUCGCCGGACUUCUGUUUUGGUCGAUUUCUCCGGUGACCAGAUUGUAGCGUAUCUACUCAUAUCCGCUGCAUCUUCUGCAAUUCCAUUGACAAAUAGAUUCAGAGAAGGUCAAGAUAACAUAUUCACUGAUUCAGCUGCUUCUGCUAUUAGCAUGGCUUUCUUCGCUUUCGCGUCUUUAGCUCUCUCUGCUCUCUUCUCCGGUUACAAACUCUCCACUCAAUCUUUUAUCUGA